Molecule: messenger RNA, 3456 nt
Organism: Naegleria lovaniensis
Lineage: Eukaryota; Heterolobosea; Eutetramitea; Acrasida; Naegleriidae
Exons: 1
Coding region: 1-3456 (1151 amino acids)
Source: RefSeq, a predicted model, not a curated record
AUGCCUGUCAAGAAACUGUUUAGUUUUACGCAUAACAAUCAUCAACAACAACAACACAAUAACCAACAUUCCACGACAACAGCAGCAGUAGUACCAGUACCACAGGACUUUCCUGUGUCAUCAUCGUCGUCGUCGUCUGACAAUUUCACAACAACCAAUAAUAUGGUCAAUCACAAUAACAACAACAACUCCCAAUUUCUCUCUUUUAAUUCUUCCAACGUUCAUCCCUCUCAACAACAACAAUUCCUUCAACAAUUCCAAAACUCUACCAAUCCACAAUUCCAUUCAUCACAACAACAAACUAUGAAUCAUUUCAAUCAAUUCCAAUUUUCGAGUCAUGGUAAUGCUCAAAAUAUGAUGAACAACAAUGCCAUGAUGAUGAAUAAUCACUCGUUUAAUAAUAACAACACGAGUGGAUACAAUAACAACAACAACAACACCAGCAUUGCUUUUCAACAACAGCCACCUCCACCUCCUCCUCCUCCUCCAACACUCAUGAUGCCUUCUUCAUUACCCAUGAAUUAUCACUCGAUCCAUAACGUUGUGUCGUGUGGAGUAGGAACGCAAGCACAACCUCCUCCCAACAUGUUGAACUCUUCAACACAACCACCAACCAUCAUGUACGGACCAACAACAAGUGUUACUUCUUCGACCAUGAAUGUUGUUGGGAUCAAUACCAUGGCGAUGGGGGGAGCAAGUUCAUUAUCUGGUGUUGUUGGAAACCAAACCAUGUCAUCAACCACCACCACCACCACUACGAAUAACGGUCAAAUGAAUACUAAUAAUCAUACGAAUACUAAUAACAACAACACUAAUAACAACAACACUAAUAACAACAACAAUGGUCACGUGAAUACCACCAUUACGAGUAGUACUACUCCAAAAUACACACCAUGCAUUAGGUGGUCCUGUGCUCCAAGUACUGCCAUUCCCAUUACUCUUGUCAAUUCCAAUAAUUCUUCGGGAGGUUCUAUUGGAGGAAAUGGAUCAUUAUUCAACUCUGAGAACAUGAUGGUAGAUUCAAACUCACUUUCUCAAACACUCAUUGAUCACAAUUUCACAGCUGAGGAUUUAAAAGUCAUGAAGGGAAAUCCACUCAUUCACACCAAAUUGUUUUGUCUGAGUGACCAAACAUUACGUGAUUUUCCAUAUUUGCGUCCGAGUGUACAAACUGACAAUUUAUAUCAUUUCAUUGAAAUGGAGAAUGAAUCGUCGUGGUUACCCAAUGAUCGAAUUGCUCCUAAAAAAACAAGUCACAACUGUUUGGUGAAUGAUUGGUUGGUAUUUUGUAGUCAGGAUCCUCAAUUAUUGAAAUUAGUGGGUAGAUAUAUUGGUUCUUCAAACAAUUCAUCUGCUGAUGUUCAAUUAUUUGCUGACUUUGUUCUCGUCACAAGUAAUAAUCAUGAUGAAGACAGUCGAGAGAGUUUAUUCGGAAAACAACGUUUCAAAGGAGGUAUUCCACUCCAAAUGAAACUUGUUCGUUCACUAAGUACAAACAAUUCACAAAAUCACUCCAAUUCUAUCACACCCAAUGCCAACAUGUCUCCACUCUUAUAUUUUGAAAAGAGAAUCAAUCGAGAAUCUGUGAAUAAUAAGGAUGCUCCAAGUGCAAGUGGAAUGGGAGGUAAACGAGUUGCUCAACUUCGAAUUUACCUCAAAGACAAGGAUCAAGAAAUUUGUUUGGUUCAUUCCGAAGGUUUUUGGGUGAGAACCAAAAGUCGUGAGGAAGUUCACAGAACCUCUUCAUCAGCGAAUGUGAAAGGAUCUAAUGGUACUGAAUCAGUGGUGAAUGAUGGAACAGCACAAUCGACGAAUUCGGCAACGAAUAAUAACAAUGGUGCGACAACCUCUAAUUCACCUGCAACCUCUAACUCCUCCUCACUCAACACGAAAAAGAAAAAAUCGAGUUUUGCAGGAUUUGCACUCUUUCAUGGCAAUGGAGGUCGAAUGAAGAGAGAGGCAGAACAUUCUGCAGAAUCGAACACUCCAACCACGACUUUACAAAAGAACAACACACUAUUCAAUGUGCCUCAACAACAAUCCUCAGUAAGCACAGUGCAGUCUCAACAACAGCCGCAACAACAACAACCAAAUAUCGUUUUCAAUUCAGCGUCACAAUCAAAUUCUCAACAACAUUUUCAAAAUUCUAAUUUGGAUCCUGCCUCCAUUCCAAACAUGUCAAGUUCAGCAAAUAGUUAUGGAUCCUCGUCUUAUCUAAGUAAUAGUGGAAGUUCUGCUUCUUUUGCAAACUCACAAAACAAUGGUCCUUAUUUGGUUGCUAAUGGAAAUUAUCAAAAUAUGGCUGGAAAUAUUUCACCACUUCAACACAACAAUAAUUAUCAUCAUCCACAUUAUCAUCAAUCGAGUGGAAGUAUGGACUCGAGCAUGAUGACCAAUGGUCUCGCCAAUGCAUUUUCUGACCAAUCCGAUUAUUCUUCACUUGGCUCAACUCCAAACACCACCAGUCACUUGUCACAACCAAGCAUUACUUCAUUGGACAUUGUAGAAGUAUUACGUAAUUUAUCCAUUUCAAUUCCAAAUAGUGCAGGAACACCUGGUACUCAUUCACGACAUUCUUCCUUCACAUCUCCCGGUGGAUUAGCCGGAAGUGCAAGUUCCACCUCAAGUUCUUCCUACUUUUUACAAAAUUCAGCGGAUAAUAAUCCUACGGUGGGAAGUUUUGGUGGACUUCAAUCCUCAAUGGACACUUCUGGUGACAAUCUCGAUGCGACUAUUCAGAAAUUAGAUGCUGCCAUUAAUUUAUUUAAUUCCAUGAAAGAUGCCUGUCUUAAAAUGAGAGAUAAUCAAUCGAAUGGUGACCAUUCCAUGACACCCACCAAUCUUAAUGAAAUUUAUGCUCAAUUUAAUUCUUCGAUUCAAGACAAGCGAAAAGAUAAGGGUCACAAAAGAGUUCGAGGCAACAAUGAAGGAGCUGCCAAUGAGACUCUGUAUUCAUCUCCUCAAAUUCAACAGAAAAAUCAUUCAUUGAACGUUCAAUCUUUCGGAAGAGUCGCUUCAUCUUCUGCUCCCAAUGCUUCCACGUUUAACUUUAAUAGUACUCCUACUACUACUACGGGUUCAUUGAUGGGAAAUAAUUUAACAGUCAUGAAUCAUGGUCUCUCUGGUAAUCACGUUCACACAAAUACCAGUUGCAACAAUAACAACAUGUCAAGCAGUAUGAACAAUUUAAGCACAAUGAAUAAUAGUACUCAUCCACUUUUCCAAAAUUUGAAUAAUAUUCAACAAAAUCAUUUGAAUUUCAAUAAUAAUCAUGGAGGAGUGACAAUGGGCGCUGUGGGUGGAGGUACAGGCAAUUUCCUGACGAAUAAUUCUAAUGCUGUGACGAAUGAGAGAGGUCCACACCAUGCGGUCGUUAAUUUUGAUGGAGCUGAAUUACCUCAAUCUCUGUUUAAUACUUCAGGAUCAGAUCCAAACGAGGAUAUCUUUCAAUUGUAA